Anolis sagrei ordinatus is the source of this 7072-nucleotide messenger RNA. Lineage: Eukaryota; Metazoa; Chordata; Lepidosauria; Squamata; Anolidae. The record is from RefSeq and is a predicted model, not a curated record.
AGGGCCGGAAGGGGCGGGGCGAGCGGGCUGAGGGAGGCAGGAAGGAAGGAGGAGGAGGCAGCGGCGGCCACGGCAUCCCGGUCGCGAGGAGCGAGGCGGCGGCGGAGGAGGAUGAGGCGCGCGGAUGAGGGGAAAUGGCCGCCGAAAACAAGCCGGAAGAUGAUCAUGGGAACAGCAAUGGAAGUCAUGUAAAGAUCUUUUUGCCGAAGAAGCUGCUUGAAUGUCUACCAAAAUGUUCCAGUUUACCAAAAGAGAGGCACCGUUGGAACACAAAUGAGGAAAUUGCUGCCUACCUAAUAACCUUCGAGAAGCACGAUGAGUGGCUCACAACGUCCCCAAAAACCAGGCCUCAGAAUGGCUCUAUGAUCCUCUACAACAGGAAGAAGGUGAAGUACAGGAAGGAUGGCUAUUGCUGGAAGAAGCGGAAAGACGGGAAGACCACCCGAGAGGACCACAUGAAGCUGAAGGUGCAAGGAGUGGAGUGCCUCUACGGCUGCUACGUCCACUCCUCCAUCAUCCCCACUUUCCACCGAAGGUGCUAUUGGCUGCUCCAGAACCCGGACAUCGUGCUUGUCCACUACUUGAAUGUACCGGCCAUUGAGGACUGUGGGAAGCCAUGCGGGCCCAUCCUGUGCUCCAUCAACACGGACAAGAAGGAGUGGGCCAAAUGGACGAAGGAGGAGCUGAUUGGCCAGCUGAAGCCCAUGUUCCACGGCAUCAAGUGGACCUGCAGCAACGGGAACAGCAGCUCGGGCUUCUCGGUGGAGCAGCUGGUGCAGCAGAUCCUGGAGAGCCACCAGACCAAACCUCAGCCUCGGACGCACAACUGCCUUUGCACCGGAAACUUGGGUGCGGGGAGCAGCGUGCACCACAAGUGCAACAGUGCCAAACACCGGAUCAUCUCCCCGAAGGUGGAGCCGCGGUCGGGCGGCUACGGGGCGCACUCCGAGGUGCAGAACAACGACGUCUCCGAGGGGAAGAACGAGCACAGCCACGGCAGCAAGGCGUCCUCCUCCGGGGGGCGGGAGAAGCGCAACGGCAAGGUGGCCAAGCCGGUCCUGCUCCACCAGAACAGCACCGAGGUCUCCUCCACCAACCAGGUCGAGGUCCCAGACACCACCCAGAACUCCCCGGUCUCCAUCAGCAGCGGCCUCAACAGCGACCCAGAUGCAGCCGACAGCCCCGCCGUGGUCUCGGGCGUCUCCAGCAUGGCCGCCGUGGCCUCCGUCAUGGGCAGCCUCUCCCAGAGUGCCGCGGCCGCCGUCUUCAUGUCGGACAUCACCAGCGAGGCCGUCUACGCCAUGUCCCCCUCCGCCGGCCCCAACCCGCACCUGCUCCCCUCGGAUGCCACUGCAGCGGCGCAAGGGCUGGUCCUGGCGGUCAGCUCCGACGGCCACAAGUUUGCCUUCCCGACGACGACGGCCGGCGGCUCCGAGGGACUGUCCAUCCUACCGGCCGGUGUCUCGGAGGAGCUGGUGCUGUCCACCACCCUGGACAGCGGGAGGAAGAUCCCAGAGACUGCCAUGAACUUUGACCCCGAUUGCUUCCUCAACAAUCCCAAGCAGGGCCAGACCUACGGCGGAGGGGGCCCCAAGGGGGACGGCGGCCUGGGGCCCAACCUGCGGCACUCGCCCACCUCUGAGCGCAGCUUUGGCUUCGGCCUGGUCAAGGAGAUCAAGACCGAGGACACCUCCUUCGAGCAGCAGAUCUCCAAAGAGGCUGCCGUCGCUGCCGCGUACACCUCUUCCUCCUCCUCCUCCUCUUCGUCCUCGUCCUCCUCCUCCUCCUCGUUGUCGUCCUCCUCCUCCUCGUCCGCCUCCUCCUCCUCGGCCUCCUCCAACUCUCUGACCCUGGCCCCCGGCCCCAGCCUGCUCCCCUCCGGCGGCGGCCUCAGCCCGAGCACCACCCUGGAGCAGAUGGACUUCAGUGCCAUCGACUCCAACAAGGACUACUCGUCCUCCUCCUCGGGGUUCGGCCCCUCCGUCCAGAGCCCCCACGUCCACCAGAGCCCCUCGCCCAGCUUCUUCCUGCAGGAGGCCCCCAGCAAGCCCCUCCCGAUGGAGCCCGGCCCCCACGGCGGCGGCCUGGCCGAGGGGAACGGCUCCUUCGUGGGACCCAUGGGCGUCCCCAGCAUCAAGACGGAGGCCUCUCCGCCGGGCACCUCCCACUGCAACGGCGCCAUGGAGGCCCGCAUGGAGCCCACCUCCUCGCUCCAGCUGAUGCAGUUCCAGGCCGGCUUCCAGGGCAUGGCGGCGGACGGGGAGGUGCCCAUGGAGACCUCGCCCCACGGGGAAGGCGCCGAGGGGCUGCUCAAGGCCGGGGAGCUGCAGGCUUGUGGCGAGCACUACCUGCCGCCCGAGGCCAACGGAGCCCUGCGUAACGGCAGCCUCCCGGUGCUCCAGGGCAACAUGGUGCCCGGCCUGUACCCGGUGGCCCACCCGGCUCUGGGCGGCUCCUCCAACAUGGAGCUCAGCCUGGACCACUUCGACAUCUCCUUCAGCAACCAGUUCUCCGACCUGAUCAACGACUUCAUCUCAGUGGAGGGCGGGGGCGGCGCGCUCUACGGCCACCAGCUGGUCUCCGGGGAGGGGGCCGCCAUGGCCCAGGCGGCCGAGGAGGGCAACCGGGGCAGCGCCGGCGCCAACUACGGACAGGCCCCUGAGAUGUGCAUCCCCUGCUGCAGCCCCCAGCAAGCCGGCCUCCACCUCGGCGUUGCGGAGAACGGGGCCGGCGCCAUGGCCUACAUGCACGUCACCGAGGUGGUGUCGGCAGCGGCGGCAGCGGCGGCGGCGGCCCAAGGCACCCUGGGAAUGCUCCAGCAGAGUGGGCGCCUCUUCAUGGUGACGGACUACUCGCCCGAAUGGUCCUACCCAGAGGGGGGUGUGAAGGUGCUGAUCACUGGCCCGUGGCAGGAGGCCAGCAACAACUACAGCUGCCUCUUUGACCAGGUCUCGGUCCCGGCCUCCCUGAUCCAACCGGGGGUCCUGCGCUGCUACUGCCCAGCACACGACACGGGGCUGGUGACCCUGCAAGUGGCCUUCAACAACCAAGUCAUCUCCAACUCGGUGGUCUUUGAGUACAAGGCCCGAGCGCUGCCCACCUUGCCCUCCUCACAGCACGACUGGCUCUCCCUGGACGAGAACCAGUUCCGAAUGUCCAUCCUGGAGCGCCUGGAGCAGAUGGAAAGGCGGAUGGCCGAGAUGACCACCGGCUCCCAGCAGCAGCAGCACAAGGCACCGGCCAGCAGUGGAGGAGGAGGAGGAGGAAGUGGUGGUGGCAGUGGCGGCGGCAAUGGGGGCAGCCAAGCACAGAGUGCCUCGGGGACGGGCUCUGCCUCGGGCCACUGCUUCGAGGGCCGGGUGGUCGUCGUCUGCGAAAAGAUGAUGAGCCGGGCCUGCUGGGCCAGGUCCAAGCACCUCAUCCACUCCAAGACCUUCCGGGGCAUGACCUUGCUCCACCUGGCUGCCGCACAGGGCUACGCCACCCUCAUCCAGACCCUCCUCAAGUGGCGCACCAAACACGCCGACAGCAUUGACCUGGAGCUGGAGGUGGACCCCCUGAACGUGGACCACUUCUCCUGCACGCCGCUGAUGUGGGCCUGCGCAUUGGGCCACAUGGAGGCGGCGGUGGUGCUCUACAAGUGGGACCGUCGGGCCCUCUCCAUCCCGGACUCGCUCGGGCGAUUACCCCUGGCCAUUGCCCGCUCCCGGGGCCACGUCAAGCUGGCUGAAGGCCUGGAGCAGAUGCAGCGCCAGGAGGAGGAGGAGCAGGCCCCACUGCACCAGGCCCCACGUGUCCUCUGUCCGCCCCACCAGGAUGAGCCCGCUCCCGCCGCCACCACUACCGGGGAGACCUGGAUGGCCCAGUGGCAUAGCGAAAUGGUGGCCUCUCAGGAGCCCCAGAAGGGGGUCACGGUCAUCUCCGCCCCCAACACAGAGCUGCGGCGGCCCCGAUCCGAGCCCUCCAGUUACUACAGCAGCGAGAGCCAGAAGGACUACCCGGCACCGAAGAAACACAAGCUGAACCCCGAGUACUUCUCCUCGGCCCGGCAGGAGAGGCUCCUCUCCACGGCCCUCAGCCUGGAGCAGCCCUGCGCCCGCAAGCCCACCAGCAGCUCCACCAGGCCCGCCUCCCUCCCCGAGACCCCCGGGCCCCGGAUCACAGGCCGGGAGUACCAUCCACAGGAACCGGGCGCGGAGGCUGGGGGCCACUACCGAAGUGGUGGUUCCGGGGUCAAAUGGGGCCCGAAGGAGGGCUACGGGCCCAUGCCCAGGGACACGGCAACGGCCCAGCGGCUGCAUCCACAACAGGAGCAGAUGUCAGAGCAGGAGACCAUGGAGGCAGAGCUGCUGGCCUUCCAGGAUGCCGCAGACAGCGAGGAUGUCUUGCACCACGUGGACGACCUCCAGGUGACCAUGAUGACACUGGCGGAGCACAUCAUCGAGGCCACACCAGAACGGAUCAAGCGCGGGGAGAGCCUUGCGCCGGCGGAGGGACCCCUGGCCGAGCGGAGUGGGGGGACAACUCUCGGCACCUCCAUGAGCUGGCUGGCCGGUUACCUGGCAGACAUUGACCACUUGCCCAGCGCUGCCCAGAUAAGAAGCCUCUAUGGGGCAGCCCCCAGCCCCCCCUCCCACACCAGCCAGAGCCCCACCAGCUCCCCGGUCAGCGCCCUAGCCUUUGAGAAGCCCAGCCUUCCGUCGGCCACUGACUGGUCCGAGUUCCUCAGCGCCUCCACCAGCGAGAAGGUCGAGAGCGACUUUGCCCAGCUGACCCUCUCCGACCAUGAACAACGGGAGCUGUACGAGGCCGCCAAGCUGGUCCAGACCGUCUUCAGGAAGUACAAGGUGAGGAGGAGGAGGAGGAGGAGGAGGAGCUGUCUCGGGCUCCAAAGGUGCCCCUCCACUCCUUUGCAGUAUGCACUUUAUAAGAAGAUGAUCCAAGCCGCCAUCCUCAUCCAGAGCAAGUUCCGGAGCUAUGCGGAGCAGAAGCGGUUCCAGCAGAGUCGCCGGGCGGCCGUCCGUAUCCAGCAGUUCUACCGCAGCUACAAGGAGUGCGGGAGGCGGAGGCAGAGCCGCCGGGCGGCUGCCCUGGUCCAGCAGAAGCUCAGAAGCAGCCUGCUCACCAAGAAGCAGGACCAAGCUGCGCGCAAGAUCAUGCGCUUCUUACGGCGCUGCCGCCACAGCCCACUGGUGGACCACAGGCGGUACAAAAGGAGCGAAAGAAUUGAGAAGGGCCAAGGAACCUGAAGGGCGAGGCAGCGGCGGCGGAAGCGGCGGCGGCAGCGGAGGAAGCAUCCCCUAGCAAUGUGACGUUGCUUUUCAGACUGUUUUUCAUUUUCUGUUUUUAGCAGAAACAUGCAACAACAAUUAAACAAAUUUAAUUAUUUGAAGAAGAACAAAAAAACACAAAACAAACUUGACUGCGCUGCUGAGCGGAUCAGCGGCACGAUUUUAAACGGUAAUGUUUAGUCAUUACAUUUGCACUUUCAUGGACGAUUUUUAAUUUGUUCAGCAAGACAUCUUGGGACUCGAAUCUUUUGGUUUGGAUCAUGGGGGGAGGCGGGGUCGGGGUUUUCAGUGACACCCGGAAGGAAGGACUUCUUGCGAGUUGCUUCGUUCCUCUCGGAAACCAACCAACCAACGAAAACAAAAAGAAAAAAGAGAGAAGCAAUUAUUAACCAUCCUUUUCAUAUAGGGCUGUAUUGAAAAAAAACAAAACAAAACCAUGUGUGGAACUGUACAAACAUGAUACCAAAAAAAGGCAAAAACCCCACAAUCCAAGAAUCGCUAUUCCUGCACCUGUCAAUCAUCUCCAAGACCCGGAAAAUGCUGGGAUUCUCCAGGAAAAAGGAAGGAAAGGGGAGCGAAGGGAGAAAGAAGACGAGAAGGGAAAGGAAGGGUCCGGUCCCUUUCCUUCCUUCCUUCCUUCCUUUUAUCCCUCCUUCCAUCUUUCUUUCCUUUGGGUCCACUCCUCCGCCUCCUCCUUCAUCAUUUCCUUUGCACUUCCUCCGGCUUUCCGUUCGUUCGUUCGUUCACCCGAAACUCUCGUCGCGUCCGUCCCUUUUGUCCAGAAAGCGUUUCCGAGGCAAACGGGUAUUUGCAGGGGACGAUGGGACGCGCGGGAGGGUGUCCUCCUUUUUGUUCCGAUCCUCGUCCUCCGUUGUUUGGUUCCGUCAUUCCCCCCUUUUUUGUUUUUCUUUUGUUGUUGUUUCUCUUAUUCUCUUCCUCUUUCUCUCUCUAGAGCCGCCUUCGAGUCUCAGUCUCUUUCUCUCUCUCAACUGCCAUAAUGCACUUCUUCUCAUAUUUGGCACUUUAUUUUCAGGCCUUACUUCACAAAACUCAAGGUUUCUAACUUGUUUUACUUCUAGAUGAUUUGUAAACGAUGAUUUCGGCAAACCUUCAGACCUCUUGUUCCGACCGAAGAGUCAAUCUAUAUAGCGUGCAAAUUCAGAUGUUGACUGGACGAGGAAAAACGAGAAAGCAAAAAAAGGGAAGCUGCAGCAUUUCUGGACGAGGAAAAAGAAAAAAAGCAAAAAAGGGAAGCUGCAGCAUUUUCGGCCAGUAAAUUCCUUGUUUUGGCUAUUUCGAAAAGAAAACAAAACAGAACAAAAAGAAUAUCUAUAUCUAGGCAGUUUCUGUAUAUAGGACGGAAGCAGAACGACGGGGAAUGAGAAAUACAUAUUUGAAAAGGGAAUAUAUUAAUUGCUAAAUAUUUUAUUCGCAAAGGGUCAAUAACUCGGCGAGAGAAAUUUGCGUUAUUUGUAUAGUUUUGUCUGAAUGAGCCAGAAGAGUGUGGAUGUUUGUACAUAUUGUAUAUAUCUACCGAAAAAACAAAAAACAAAAACAAACAGAUGUGCAUGACUUCAAGGACAACAAAACAAACAAAAAAAAGAAAACGACAAAGCAAAGCAUUAGUGGCUUACGGUCUGUAAAAUGAAACAAAAAAAACUUUAUUUCACUAUAAGAAACUUUAUUUUAAAUGUUCUUUAGAAGGACAUUUUGCUAAAGCAUGACUAAACUGCAGAAGCAAAAGAGCUAAUGUAUUUAGACUUAGGAAAAAAAGGCAAAAA